Girardinichthys multiradiatus is the source of this 2004-nucleotide messenger RNA. It is a transcript of the gene loxa, whose product is annotated as lysyl oxidase a. The coding region runs from base 167 to 1393 and encodes 408 amino acids. The record is from RefSeq and is a predicted model, not a curated record. The transcript has 7 exons. Gene Ontology annotation, molecular function: copper ion binding; protein-lysine 6-oxidase activity. Gene Ontology annotation, biological process: peptidyl-lysine oxidation. Lineage: Eukaryota; Metazoa; Chordata; Actinopteri; Cyprinodontiformes; Goodeidae.
GGCUGCAGAAAAGCGAUAUGAGUUCACAUGGAAACAUUAAAAUUCGGCUUUUCAUUUUCUCUGCUCUUUGCACAUUCUUUAUUUAGACAUGAAGACUGCUAGAAUUUAGUAUAAUCAAUCAUUGUAAACGUACUCUUCAUACUUGGCACAUUUUCUUGAAUUUAUAAUGGGAUUGCACGUAUUUGGCGCAUUUGGCACUUUUUAUGCAUGCUUCUGCUUAUUGUUUGUGUUCCUGCAAAUUGCCAACUCCCAGAGGAACCCAGGAGCGCAACCAAGAAAUGACCAGAGAGGGGCUUUUCGGCAGACGCUGCAGUGGUCUCACAACGGGAAGGUUUUCAGCCUUUUAAGCCAGGGCUCGGAAUACGUGGCUCCGAGGCGCCAGGGCGCAGCGCAGGAGCAAGAGCAGGGGCGCCCCUUCACCAUCAUCCGGGAUGCAGACGUUAGACAUCAGGACGCCCGGAGUAAACCGCACCACCAGCAGCCUCCCCGCAGCCUCCUUACGCUCGUGAGAGGGCAAGAGCACCGGCAGCAUCUUCACCGGGAGCGACCAGCGGAGCGCACCAGGGCGCAGGGGAACCGCACAGUCAACGACACCCAGGAAAAUGCCAGUCUCAGCCCGCCUCUACCCAGAGUAAAUGACAUGAUGGUCGGUGAUGACCCGUACGAUCCAUACAAGUCCAUCGACUAUGAUAACCCUUAUUACAAUCAUUACGAUGUUUACGAGAGACCGAGACCGAGGUCAAGACCCGGAUACGGCACAAGGUAUCAUCAGUACGGUCUCCCUGAUCUUGUGCCAGAUCCAUACUAUAUUCAAGCCUCUGCUUAUGUCCAAAGAGCACCGAUGUACAACCUGAGAUGUGCAGCUGAGGAAAACUGUUUGUCAAGCUCAGCUUAUAGAGCGAGAGACUAUGACACCCGAGUGCUGCUGAGGUUUCCUCAAAGAGUCAAGAACCAGGGCACUGCUGACUUCCUCCCCAGCAGGCCACGCUACUCCUGGGAGUGGCACAGCUGCCACCAGCACUACCACAGCAUGGAUGAGUUCAGCCACUAUGAAUUGCUGGAAUCCACCACUCAGCGGUCGGUGGCAGAGGGCCACAAGGCUAGCUUCUGCUUGGAAGACACCUCCUGUGACUAUGGAUACUACAGGAGAUAUGCCUGCACGUCACACACCCAGGGUCUGAGCCCAGGAUGUUAUGAUACAUACAACGCAGACAUCGACUGUCAGUGGAUUGACAUCACAGAUGUGAAACCUGGACAAUAUAUCCUCAAGGUCAGUGUAAAUCCUUCCUAUCAGGUUGAAGAAUCGGACUACUCCAACAACAUUGUUCGUUGUGAUGUACAAUACACCGGCAACUAUGGUUAUGUGUCCGGUUGUCACAUGUCAAGUUAUUAAGACAGCAGUAAUCCACUGAUAUUCAGCAAGUUUACCCUGUGAAUGACUGAUGAGGACUACCAACAAGGGGCGUGCGAAAAAAAAUAUGUGACAUACAUUCAUUCUAGGAUAAAAAAUUGAGAAAAAACAAAAAACAUAACCAUCAGAUAUUAUGGUACCAGGUUAUAUUGAAUCCUUCGUGCUUUAUUAGGAAGAGUGCAGUUUUACCUUUAUUUUUUUAUUUCCCAUAUACUGUAUGCCUGGAUUGUAAGACACGUAAAACAACAACUCUAUUAAAUUCAUGGGCUUAGAGAAGAGAGAUAAAAACUCAGUAUAUCACAGCAAAAAAUGGCUAUGUAAAAGGAAAGCACAUUACACAUAACACUCUUUAUUCUGAAGCUUUUGAUAGAGAUUUCUUAAAUAAAUUUGAGGGGACAUUGUCGUAUACUUCUAGUUGUUUAUAUGUCUUAUUUUACCUUUUUUGCUGUAUUGUAAUAAAUUGUAUGCAAUCAACAAAGAAAAAAAAAACUGUCCUGUGUUGGCAAACUUCCUGCAUUUUGUCAAAGAACAAAGAACAACAGUCAAGUUUUUCCUCAAAAUAAAACAAUAAAUUUUUACUAAAUUACUGAUAA